Messenger RNA from Zea mays, 1014 nucleotides. RefSeq names its product barren stalk1 (gene BA1). Gene Ontology annotation, molecular function: DNA-binding transcription factor activity; protein dimerization activity. The transcript has a single exon. The record is from RefSeq and is marked validated. Bases 85 to 744 code for a protein of 219 amino acids. Gene Ontology annotation, biological process: regulation of DNA-templated transcription. Lineage: Eukaryota; Viridiplantae; Streptophyta; Magnoliopsida; Poales; Poaceae.
AUAGCUCUAGGGCUGAAACCAGCAAAGCCAACAGAACUGCACAGUGUAGUAGUUGCACAUAGGCGUCCGCGCGUCGUCCUAGCUAUGGAUCCAUAUCACUACCAAACCAUGUAUGACCCACGCGGCUUCCCCAUCAUCCACCCGCAGCCUUACCUCCAGCACCCGGUGGCCGGCGCCCUCGGUGACAGCAGGGUGCGCGGCGGCGGCAGUGGCGCGCGGCGGCGUCCUGGCGCCAAGCUCUCCACGGACCCGCAGAGCGUUGCGGCGCGCGAGCGGCGGCACCGCAUCAGCGACCGCUUCCGCGUGCUCCGCAGCCUCGUCCCCGGCGGCAGCAAGAUGGACACUGUGUCCAUGCUCGAGCAGGCCAUCCACUACGUCAAGUUCCUCAAGACGCAGAUCAGCCUGCAUCAGGCCGCGCUGAUGCAGCACGAGGAAGGAUGCCAUGCUGAGCUCGCCGCCUAUUCCGCGGUGGCGGUGGUUGGUGACAACGAGGUGACACUCGCGUCCCAUGGUCGUACCGGCGCAUGCGACGAGAUGAUGCAGCUCCAGGUGGCGGCGGAGGAAGCUUUGAGUUAUGGUGUUGAUGCCCAUCAGCCGUACGGGCUCGAUCCCAGGCAGCUGAGUGGUGGGCACGAGCUGCCACCGCUGCCUGCUUCUUGCAUCUUCCUCGAGGAGCCUGCAGACGCAUGCUACUCUGUGUGUGACCUCGACGACGGGGACACCGGUCUGCCCGGCUCUUACUAGAGUAGUAGUAGAAGUUUCUUAAGGUAGCAUCCCGUGUGUGUUGGUGUCUGCUAGACGCUAGUACGUCUAAUUAGCAAAGUUUAGCUAGUACUCGAUCAAUUGUCUGUCUAGUUCGCUCAGAGUUAAAGUAUAUGAUGAUGCAUCUGCAUAUAUGGGCUCUGUAAUUCUGUUAUCCGCUGAUCGCAGAUGAUACACCGUAUGUAAUCACAUGUAUGUAUGUUGCCUAGCUACUUCCUCUCGUGUCGAUCAAGAAUCUGAUCUAGCUAGAUG